UUUCUUGGCAGUACAGAAGUGGAGCAGCCCAAAGGCACAGAGGUUGUUAGAGAUGCUGUUAGAAAAUUAAAGUUUGCAAGACAUAUCAAGAAGUCUGAAGGCCAGAAAACUCCCAAAGUUGAAUUACAAAUCUCAAUUUAUGGUGUAAAAAUUCUAGACCCCAAAACAAAGGAAGUCCAGCACAAUUGUCAACUCCAUAGGAUAUCAUUUUGUGCUGAUGAUAAAACUGACAAGAGAAUAUUUACAUUCAUUUGCAAAGAUUCAGAAUCAAAUAAGCAUUUGUGCUAUGUAUUUGACAGCGAAAAGUGUGCAGAAGAGAUCACCUUAACAAUUGGUCAAGCAUUUGACUUAGCUUACAGGAAAUUUCUGGAGUCUGGAGGAAAAGAUGUUGAGACAAGAAAGCAAAUUGCAGGUUUACAGAAAAGAAUUCAAGAGUUAGAAACUGAAAACUCAGAACUGAAAAAUAAAGUUCAAGAUUUGGAAAAUCAGUUAAGAAUAACACAAGUACAUACAUCUCCAGCAGGCAGUGUGACACCCAAAUCACCCUCCACUGACAUCUUUGAUAUGGUUCCCUUUUCUCCCAUAUCCCCUCAGUCAUCAACACCUACUCGCAAUGGCACACAGCCUCCUCCAGUACCCAGUAGAUCUGCAGAGAUCAAGAGAGACCUUUUUGGAGCAGAACCUUUUGACCCUUUUAGCUGUGGAGCAGGAGAUUUCCCUCCAGACAUUCAGUCCAAACUAGAUGAGAUGCAGCGUCAGCGAUGGAGGGGUUCAAAAUGGGACUAACUCUUGAAGGCACAGUGUUUUGUCUUGACCCACUAGACAGCAGGUGCUGAUGGCAAGAAACUAAAUAUGAAAUUCUUUCUUGGUGUUUUUCAAUUCCAAACACACAUUCACCAAUAUUAUCCAUGUGCCAAAAAAUAUUUUUCAACAUGCUAAUUUCUGUAAGGUUUGCUUCUGUAAAAUUUCAAUUUACUUCCAGUAUUUCCCUGUACAAAUGUAAAAAGUUGUACUUGUUUAUGAAAUAUGAAUUAAAUUAGUGUUGUGUUU
This is a messenger RNA of Tinamus guttatus (white-throated tinamou), 1050 nucleotides long. Lineage: Eukaryota; Metazoa; Chordata; Aves; Tinamiformes; Tinamidae. The record is from RefSeq and is a predicted model, not a curated record.